Erinaceus europaeus (western European hedgehog) is the source of this 1349-nucleotide messenger RNA. RefSeq lists its product as uncharacterized. Lineage: Eukaryota; Metazoa; Chordata; Mammalia; Eulipotyphla; Erinaceidae. The coding region runs from base 241 to 921 and encodes 226 amino acids. The record is from RefSeq and is a predicted model, not a curated record. The transcript is spliced from 2 exons.
UACAUGGCCAGCAGGGAGACCCAUGAGCAGCUUAUGGGACACAGGUGGGAGAGACCUGCAUGCCACUCAGGUCUGAUGGGUGAGCCAUGUGUACAAGGUAGACAGUGAUGGCCCACACUCCGAGCCUUUUGUGGCUGAACAGGGCCUCUGUCUGGGUAUGUCCUUCCCCUUCAGCUCACUGCCCCUGCCCGGAUAUAUAUUUCACACUGUCUGGGGAGAGGAUCACUGGACCCAGGCAUAAUGGUAAAGGCACAUGGCCUGUGCUCCCUGCAUCUCCUCUCACCUUCGGCCAUAGUUCCCCUGGGAACUCCUAAUAGGUUGGUAGUGGGAGAGAUGAACCAUCACGUCCUCUGUCAGCAUUUGGGCCUCUAUAACUCCUGUAAAUCCAAGGCCACACAGCACAUGUUCUGUCUACCUUCCAUCUUCAAACACUACUCUCUGCCUUAUCAGAGCCAGUGCAUAUGGACCCUCUCUGCAUACCCCAAGCAUUCACAAAUGCCAUCGCCAUACUUAUCUUGUACCAUUAGAAAGAGUCAGAGCGGAGCCUGGACUGGCAGGUACUGCCUCGCAGCUCCCUCCGCAGGCGCUCGGGCUCCGCGCCCCCGGACGCACCGAGCGGGGCAGAGCCGCAGCCCGGGUCCACGCCGCCGGGACCCUCGCCGCCAGCGCCUCCGCUGCACCCAUGGGGACCCGGAGACUUUAGACGAGUUUGGGGGUUCGGGAGCAGGGAAACCACUGGCGGGAGAGGGGGCUCUUGCUGCAAGCGGACCAGCCCACAGGACGUGCACCCGCACCCGCACAGCGCACACCCCGCACUGCCCUCCCCAGCCUGCCGCCGCCUCUUUGUUAGGCUGUGGGGGCCCGGGCAGCCUCGCCCUGGCGCAGCAGGCCGAGCGGUACCGCCGGGCAGAGCGCGGGUAGGCGCGGGGCGCGGGCAGGUGCGGGGUGGGCAGGUGCGGGCGGGUCCCGAGGUGUGUGCUGGGAGGCCUGCGGGGACCCGCGCGCGGGGCACGGUCACCAGAGGGUGCCAGCCUGCCGGGCGCACACAGCACCGUGUCUGGAUCCUGGCCGCCAGAGCGGAGUCGGAGCGGUGCAGGUGCAAAGAGUGGGUGCUGGUGGGCGGUGGGCGGGAGAGAGGGGCAGCGCGGUGCUGGGGCUGGGGGAGGGGGCGCCCCAGCUCCAUUCCAUCCCACCCCCUCUGCCCUCGCUGUCCAUCCUGACCGUGCCCUCGGACCACUGGACUUUUCCCAUCGUGAAAAAUUGGACGGGGUUCCAAGCUCAGACCCCAGGACUCCCGCCGGCUGGCCAUUCCGCACCCCUUCUGCUCGCCCCCCUCGCCCCUUCUGCUC